Toxoplasma gondii ME49 is the source of this 10947-nucleotide messenger RNA. RefSeq lists its product as hypothetical. Gene Ontology annotation, biological process: intra-Golgi vesicle-mediated transport; early endosome to Golgi transport. The record is from RefSeq and is a predicted model, not a curated record. Gene Ontology annotation, cellular component: TRAPPII protein complex. The transcript has 14 exons. Bases 1 to 10947 code for a protein of 3648 amino acids. NCBI's taxonomy places the organism in Eukaryota, Apicomplexa, Conoidasida, Eucoccidiorida, Sarcocystidae.
AUGGGGUCUGCAAGGGAACCAGGAGAUAGUGGCGCCGCGCUGCCUGUCCCUGCGUUCCCUAUCGCGUAUCACGAUGACCAGCACCUCUUCCCCUCUUUGCUCCCUGAGAUCGAGGCGCGGCUGCCUCUGGAGUCGGUCUGCAUCCGGUGUCCUUUGUCUCCAAGUGUCCCUCUCCAGUGCAGUGGCCUUCGGCUGGAGUUUCUGCCCCACAAUGGGCCUCGUGGCGACGGGCUCCUGCAAGCGGCUGCGGGCAGCGCUUCGUCUUCAACUUCCUCUCUCUCUGCUCCCUCUGUGGCGAUGAAGGCGGCUCUCGCCUCCAUCGCCGGAGUCGCCGCCCAUGUCCCCAUUGGCGGAGGCACGACCGCCGUUGCAGGGACAACUGUCUUGAGCGGCGCCUCCGCCGGGACGGGGACGAGUGGAGAUGGGGCCUCUCGACCUGCAAAUGAAGCGCAUGCGGACCGCCCUUUCGUCUACCUGCAGAUUCUCCACCUUGAGGGAAUGGAAGACUACAAAACCCACCAUCGAAGAAUGUUGAAGGCCUGGGUGGACGGCCUGACGGAGCAACAUGAAGAGUGGCUGGUACUCUACGUCACGCCGUUCACCGAGAGCGACUCGCAGAACAAGUCGUUCAAGAAGCUGCUCGAUAAACUGCGGAGUGAUUUGAAUACCCAAGGAUCCCGUAGCAAGGAACGAUUUCUGCGACUCCCCACAGACGCAACGGGCAAAUUUACAAACUGUUCGGCCUUUCAAGAUCUCUGGAAUAUCUUUAUGAUUCGCCUCAAAGAAACGUUGGUAGCUGCCAUUGAGACGCGCUACAUUCAGUUAGAGGACGACAUUCAGCGCCACAGUCAAAUGCAGGAACCUCGUUUCUGCCCUCUGUUUGUGGCCAAAGAGAAUCUUGCGCUUCUCCAUGAACGCUGCAACCGCCUGGAGGAUGCCUUGGCAGUGUACGAUACGAUGGAUCUUGGCAGCACGAGUCGCCACAGCUCCGCUGUCGACAUCAAGCAAUGCCACAGUUUGUUUAUUUCUUUUGGCUUCGAGACGCCUGAGGACGAGGUUCCUGUCUUCUUCGACCCCGUCCGCCUCCGGCUUCUCCAGGCCCGUGUCCGAAACGACACCAUCUCCUACGUCCAGUUUCGCCAGUAUCUGUUUGCCAAGCAAGCUGACCUACUUGUGCGGCUGCGCCGUGCCGAAGAGAUGAGCGCUCGGGGAGUUGAGAUGACCUCGUCACUGCACAAGGAAAUAGUCGCUGAAGGCUUCGCCGUCGCCGGCCAUGUCUGGGCCUUCCUCGCUUGCGUGAACCUCGCACACUUCAUCGUCACCAAGUCCAUGGUUUCCCCCGGGUGUUCUUCCACUGUGUCGAGUGAGGGCCCGUCUCGGGCCUCUUCUCAACCCAGCGCAAGCAGGUCGCCGCGAGCGCCCAGCAGCAUGAGGAGCGGCCUGCUUCCUCUGAAACGUCCUGGGUUUGCGGUCACUCGAACUCUCCAUCGCCUCACGCCUCCCCAGUUUUCUCUGUCCCCCACGCGACGGCAACAGGCACAGCGGACGUCUUCCCAGGAAGGGACUGGGAGCAGCAAAUCGGCGCUGUCGUCUCCAGCGUCCCCGACUCUAGCGGGCUCCAAGAAUCGGCUCUCGGGAGGCGAUGGAGUCCCAGGCGAGCCGGGCCUCGAAACGGUGCGAGGGCAUGAAGCAGGGGGCCUGGGACUCCCCGGGACAGUUCCCGCCUCGCAGGCCCGAAACGCGGCGCACCUAUAUGCCUACGGAGCCCAGCAGCUUCAGCGGCUUAUCGCCUGGAGAGAGAGGUCGCGGUGGAGUCUCCCACUUUUGGAUUUUCCUCUGGAUGCGUCAGGAGAUCACAGUGAGACCCGUGGGUCGCCAGGACCCUUUUCCGGUGACAUCGCGGCAGGGGAAGCCAGGAAACAUGAGGCUGAGGUGAGGAAGAACACCGAACAGGGAGCGUUAGACGAGCGAAACGAACCGGGGGAGGAGCGUGCUUCUUCACGAAGAGAUACACCUCGUCCGUCGCGGGUGGCUUCGGCUGUUGUUCUGGGGGAAGUGGAGAAGAUGCGCGAGGAGACCGGAGACAGUACGACGCAGCGAGAAACGCGGGGCUUUGUGCGAAGCGCCAGCAGCCCCUCUGCGGGGUGGGUGACACCCAGGACAGCGGACGAAGAGGGAAACGCGCCCCCGGUGUCUUCUUUCUCUCUGCCCUGGUGGCUGUGCACCAAGGGGGAACUGUUGGAGGAGCUACAGCGUCUCUCAGAUGCAGAGGAGCUCCUCGUUCACGUUUUUGUCUUAGCAGGCCAACAGUAUGUGGCCUGCGGGUAUUUUAGGCAUGCCGCACGUUUGCAGUUCAAACUCGCUUCAGCGCAUUUCAAGAGAGGCGACUUCGAAGAAUGCAGAAAGUCCCUGGCCAAGAUGCUACCGUUGUUCGUCAAGGAACCGUGGACAGCGCUCUGGGUUCAAUGCCAGCAGCUUAUGGCCGAAGCUGACCGCGGUCUCGGCGACGCCGAUGCGCUGUCUUCGUCCUAUUUCCUCUCCAAUGUCAACGCUGUCCCCAACCCUCCGUUUUUCUCCUGGCGGCGCUCCCACGCGCUCAGUGCUUCGAAAUAUGUCAGCCGAAAGGCGGAAACUCGAGCCCGUUUUCCAUCGAGUGGGGAGGAAAGAGAGAAGCGUGAAGAGGGCGAGGCAGACAGCGGUGACGACGCGCUGCACAGAGUGCGUGACGUCUCCGCUGCCGGAGCCGAGACGGAGUCUCUCCUCCCCCCUCAAGUCUAUCUGCAGCGGUUCGUUUCUCUGGCCCGAAGUCAGGCAGGACUGCACUGCGUUCUCUCCGACGACGGAGACGGGGUGGAGCGUCCAUCCCUCUCGUCCGGCUCGCUACGGGAGAUGUCAAGUGGGGAAACGAGGAGGGACGCGAGCCUACCGCAACUUAACCCUGUCGGACUUCCUGCAAGCGCGGCUCCCACCUCGUGCCUCAAGUCGCCUUCUUCGUCAAUGGAGCAGUUGAAGGACCCCAAAGAAAGUGGAAUGGAUGCCGUCUUGGAGAGGAGAAGAAGAGGCAACCGUUCGUUAACUCGGUCCGCGACCUUCAUGGCAACUGCGUGGCUCGGGCCCGACGUCCCUGAACUCCUCAGAAAAGAGGGGCAGAUCUACAUUCGAGCGGCGCCAAACCUGUUCUGUUGGGGAGCACUGAAGCCUGCCCUUGUUGGCCUGCACAGUGAACACGUGAGGGAGCAAGUCCGCAGGAUGCGCCCGGCUCUGUCCCUCGCCUCCCUCCCGCAGACGGGGCAGUUGGAGGCGUUCCUUUCUUCCUGCCAGGGUCUCGUUCCGUCGUACGGUCCCGAUGACACUCCCUGCACAGUUCCAUUUGUGACGCCGACGGCCGCGACGAGCACGCAUCAAGGCCUUUCUUCGAGGGCUUCGGGGGGCUUCGCGGCGGCUUCGAAUCCUUUCGCAGCUGUUCUGAAGGCGUCUCUGGACGGCAGAACAGUAGGAUCUCACAACUCUUUCUUCCAUCCGACUCCACGGCACCUGGUGCGCGGGGCGGAGGCGAGCGAGGAAGCGACCGACACUCUGUCCACGGCUUUUCUGUCUGGAAGCUCCAUCCGAGGUGGGGCGGCGUCCGUCGCUUCGCAUCCUGGGGGAGUCUUGGGGAGUGUCGACCAAGAGCUCUUAGAGCAGGCAGUUAUCCGACAGCUUGUCGACCUCAUUCCGCUCUACCGGCUUCCCUGCCACCCAGAGUUGGAGCCUCAGAACGCCUGUCUCCUCGCCUAUGCGACGACCCUCGAAAGGGUCAAACCCAAGUCCACCGCCCAGGUCCUCGGCCAGCUCCAGCAGCGCCGGUUGCUGCCGGUCCUCUCGCCUUCAGGCGGCAACGCGUCAGACUCCGGAGGCCCGGCUGGCGGCAGGGGGACGCGGGAGAGAGACAGCUGGACGUCCCGGGAUCCCCGCUUCGAGGGAGGCGCGGGGCAUGCUGGGGGACGGGCCUCAGGGGACUCCACAGAGCUCGACCCCAAGACGAAGCCAUUCGAUCCUGAAGCUGAGGAAGUAGUCGGAAGUGGACCACACACGAGACGCAAAACAGAUGGGGAAGACAGACAAGGCAGAGGCGAGUCGGGAGGGGAUGGCGGCAGGAGAGAGACCGACAUGCCGCCUCUCCCUGUUGAUGGGGGGACAACGCCACGAUCUGCGACUGAAGCAAAAGCAGGGGAGGUGGGGCAAAACUGCCACCAAGGGGACACCGGACAGCAGGUGCAGGCUGUGAGCCGCCGAGACUCGGAUGAAGGCGUGACUACGGGCCCUUCCGGGACGCCAGGGAGCGACGCUGCCCCACAAGCUGGCUCGCAUGCAGAGACGCUCUCGGUCAACGAAGCUUCGGCGAGGACACGCGUAGGAAGGUCUUUGCAGGGAGAUGCCACGCCAACGGGAGAUCUCUCCAGCGGCGCGAAUUCAGUCCGUUCCUCUGGACUCAGUGAGCCGAGCUCGGGGGCAGUGUCCAACCGCAGUGGAGCCCAGCACCUGGCUCCAGGGGUUCCGGCGAGCCAGUCGACUCCGGGUCAGGGUGCGACUCAGAAAGAUUCGGCAGGGCUCGAGCGAGUCGGGGGGGGGGAGGAACCGCAGCGCGCCCUUUUCUCUUCGUCGUCAAGCGCAGACCUUGCGGUUCAGUUCCGCGUCUACGGGCGAGGAUUGUCAGACAGCGGUGGACGGGACGAACGGUCUCCGAAGGGGGACGACGCCUUCAAAAGCGAGGCAGGGGCGAGCCCCCCGCGGGAGGCCUUGCCCACAGGAGACCCUGGAGUUCGUGAGGAGACGCGUGGCUCUGCCGCAGCUCCUGAAAGGGGCGAGAAGUCCCCGAGUACGCGGAUGCGGCCGCAGCCUCUACGCGAAUCUGAAGUGGCGCCGACCGCAGGUUCAGCGGCCUCUCCACACUAUCGCUCCUCUCGAGCCCUGUCCGUUCUCCAGAUGGGGAGCCUCCAAGCCGCAGUUCCCAGUCUGUCUGUGAGCUUAGGGCAGUGUGUCGAGCUGCGACUCCACAUCCACUCCAGUUUAGUCGGGUCUGUUGAGGCCGACGCCGUUGUGCUGCGUCUCUCCCAGCUGCCAUGCGCCGAGUUCGCCUCCGGCGCCGGAGGCAGUCUGGGGAAGAGCGCCCCUGGAUCUGUCGCCGGGUCGCCCUCUGGAGGUGGGGGCCUGUUUGGCGGGGUGCCUUCGCGCCCGCACCUCGACGAGACACAUCGUCCCGCGCCGACCUCGGUCUGGCUCGUUGUGGGGUCCUCGCCCAGCGACGAACGGACAGCGUUCGGCUCCGGAGACGACGCGCCACACAGGCCAUGGGAAGAGGACGAUCAAGGGGCAGAAAGCUACUCGAAAGAAGCAGCGAGGAAGGCGAAGUUGACCCUGCGACCUGGGAUGAACUCGCUGUCGCUCUUCUGGAGCAGUCGAUCUCAGGGAGUCUUCGUGUUGGAGCAAGUGUGCGUGGUUGUCGGGGCCGUCGUUCUCGUCCAGUGGGCCGGCGAGCUGCCGGCUCCUGGCAUGCUCGAUGAGGUUCGCCAGGCCAUGCAAGACAUUCUUCUGGUCUCUCUCGAGCCUAGCGGGGAUCCACGACGUGACCGGGACGAUUCGGACGACGAGACAGGAGGGACCCUGAGAAAGCGUGGUGCGAUGCUGUCGUCUUUUUCGUUUUUAUCUGGAAGUAUAAGCACCCGUGGAAACACCAAACUGCACAGAAUCGCGCCCGCAGCGAUCAGUGGAGUGAAAGCAGCGCUCCGCGACGCAGCCGCCGAAAGCGUUUCAGACGAGCAAGGAGAGCAACUGGAGAAGGACGCCAGCGAAGGUGCUCAGCGCCGCACCGGCGAAGCCGUUAUUGCGUCGACUACGGUGGAAGGAGACACAGCCGCGGGAGCAACAUGGCGUCAUCGACGCGUCUCCCAGAGAUUCUCUAAUCCGUUUUUCGCCUUUGCUGACUGGGGCAACGCGUCAGCCGCUCUCGCGUUUGAAGACCGGAUGGCCCCGCAGACUCCUGCCUGCCUCCUUCCUGGAUACACGCCGUUUGCAGCGACUCUCAUUCACUCGGAGGCCCCGCUGGAACGCAUGUUGCGGCCGCUGAGCUUCGAGUUUCGACCUCCGGCGACGGCUGUUCGACUCGACAUUCAGCCUGCCGGCCCCAACACUUCGUUUCUUUUUCUGAAUGCGAAGAACUACGUCAAAAUCCGAGUGGACGUCCUUCCAGGUCUCCUGGUUUUCCCCCAGCCAGCGCGGCUGCGCGUGCUCCAGUGUCUCCUUUCUGCCACAUGCGCGGGGUCCCUUCUGGCCGAGGAGGAGGACUUGGAGGACGAAGACCUUGCGUCGGACGCCCCAGGGACGCUGUCUGGCACGGCUGGCUCUGGCCGCCUUGGGCUUCAAACUCGGGCGUCAGGCCCGUGCACACAGGGGGCCCUGGCAGAGGGCUCUGAAGCAGCUACGGGGACAGCACGAGACUCAUGGGAGGGUCCUCUAGGAGGAGGCGAAGGCGAGGACGGCGCCCGCGACGGUGAGCCCAAGGGUACCUGGUCGUGGGCUGCCUCCGGUCGUGCGCCGUCCACGAUCGCCUUGGGCUCCAACAGCAUGGCGACCCAUCUCGAUGACAGCAGCCUGCGGAAACCGGACCAGAACUCGAAACGCUGGCCGACAAGAGGAAGUGCCGUCUCUUUUCAGAAAGGCCUCUUGUCUCCAUCGCUGUCUGGCUCCGGCGAGGAGGGCGGACUCCUCUGGAGAGAAGGCUCUACGUUUGGUGCUGGCAGAGGGGGGACUGCGGAUUGGAUAACCCCGCGGUCGAUGGCAACCGGAUCCUGGGAGGGCGACGAGCAACUCUUCGAAGGGUCUGCAGUGCAACUAAAUUUUUGCUGGGAGGAGGCGAUGGCCACCGCUGUUGACGAUGUGCCGACGCACAUCCAGCUCCAAGGAGGCCAAGGCCAGGACGCGCCAGUAGUCGGAAAGAGGCGCGAGAAAUGGGACAGCGAGGCAAAGAAUCCGGAAGGGCGACAAGGGGGGGGUUGCCCCCGGUGGCAAACAGGUGGAAAUCGCGAUGACGAUGCUUCGAGUGGCGCAGGAGAAAGCGGCGAGGGCCCUCCUGUUCUCGAGCAGUUCGACUUCAUCCGGAUCCGCGCACCUGCCGACCAAGAUGCAGAUGUGCUUGCUAUUGUCCCUCGGAGGAGACCCUUGCCCAGGGCGCGUGGAACUGGAGCCCGUGACCCCGCCCCGAGAGACUCUGCCACGUCCAGUCGCAUCUCCGAGGAGGACUCCUUUUCAAGCGAAGAUGGAAGCUUUGAAGGGACGCCCAAGCCCCUGCCAUUGGAAUCAGGCUCGGCUUUCGCUUCUUCUCAAGGCUGGUUGGAUUUGCCACGAUUCUCCCGGAGCGUCGACGUCCUAGUCCCUGUGGUCCCCGUCCAUGCGAUGAGCGUGAGGACACCCACCAGCUUCGACAGGGCGAGCAGGGUCGCUCCGUCGUUCAGCAUGAUGGGCCAGGGCGAGGAUGUUGCAGACGAAACUGGGAGACAGAGACCCGAUGCGGCUUCGUGGCUUGGCGAAGGCCAGCACAGCGAGGAGCCACAGGAAGGUGUCACCGUAUCUGCCACCGCACUCGCGCCUCCGGGAGAUUCAGCCGAAUCGCAGGCGUCGGGCGCAGCGACCGCGCACGGUGGCGCGCCGUCUCCCGAUCGCGCAGGGGCAUUAGAGACAGAUCAGGAGGCCGGCGGCAGCUUUUCGAGGCUCGCAUCUUCAUCUGGUGCAUCAUUUCGCGACGUCCUGCAGCCUGUGAAGUCGCGCGGUUCGCGAACGUACGGCAAGCAACGCUCGUCUCUGUUUCGUUGGCGCUCUGGGUCUGCCGUGUCAUGGCAAGACAACGCGAGGCACGGAAAGCGCGAGUCGCUCGAGGACAGAGACACUCGCCUGGCGCUGUACCCUUCGCAUUCAGGGACUGUCCGCUAUGGCUCCGCGUCUUGGGGAGUCGUCAGGCGAGAUGACGCAGAUCCAUUUCCGGGGAGCACAGAGAAAGAAGGCAGUUCGCUGGCGGUGACUGAGGAGACAGCGCAUGUCGUUGCGUCGCUGCAGUUCUACACAAGUACGGGGGUUGAUGUUCGUGACCGCACACUGCGCCGGGCGCGCCGACGACAAAAGGUGAAGCAGGCGAAGGCUGUGGCUGAACGCGGACGGGCGGGGACAACGCAGGACGAUACAAGGGGGCCGCAGAGCGAGGGCUCAAGAGAAAACCUGGAACGCGUACCUUCUGGGUUGGACUCUGAUGACUCGGUUCCCAAUUCGCUCUUGGGGUAUUUCGUCCCUUCGAUCUACUGUAGAGACGACGAGAAUGGUUUGUGCCUGUCUCCUAGUCGCUCUGGCAUGCGCGUUUCUGGCCUUCGCCCCGCGGGGUUUCCUGCCUACAUGGACUGCUCUCCCUCUGCGGUCGACAGGGGCGGCGCGAAGCGACAGGGGAAUUCGACAGGAUACGAGAGCGGCCGAUCAAGUGACAUGGGCAUCUUGGCUCGUCCUUUGUCGCGUUUUGACCGAAGCAUCUCUGUGACUGAGGGGGGCAUAGAAGGAAGGCGAGACCUUCUUGCAGGCGAAGGCUUGGAAGAGCAAUUCGACAGCAUCACUUACUCCAUGUCCAGUACAAAUGUUUAUCGUGAAAGAAAGGAGAAGUCUCGCCAUCCGUUGAAAUCGAAGACGGCGAAACGAGUGCCGCAGACAGCCGGCGAAACCCCUCUGGGAGACACUCGCGUCGCGUCUCCUUCAGAGAAGAAAGAAAGAAAGGACGACUCUCUCGAUGAAAAGGGAAGGUAUCGCGGCGUCUUCUCACCGUGUCUCUUCUCGACCGAGGAAGGCGAAGAGGACACCUCGAGCACAAGUGAAGAAGAUGCGGAGCCGUUCACGAGCGAUCCACAGCCUCUCACGAUUCUCAGAGUGCAGACAUCUCGUGUCCAUCGCCUCCAAGUUCGGCAAGCUCUUACGCACUUUUGCCGGACGCUGCAUGCGUCAGGAGGCACUGUUCUUAAUCAGAUUUUCGUGCAGAGUUGCUCACCGACCGAGCCGAUGGUUCUAGACUACGCGUCGAUCUCGCCUGUCUCCGCAUGGGAGAACGACAGAGAAGAGCGAAGCGUCGAAACGACUCUGUCUGAAGAGGCACACAGACGGAGGCAAAGUCGACGGCUCGACGGUAUCCGCGUCAGUCUGAUUGUGCCGUCGCCGUUGUGCCCGGGCUUCCCUUCGCAGCUCCACUGUCAAGACUCAGAUUCGGUCCAGUUGAAAACACUCCUGUGGGGCAGCCAAGUCACGACGCUUCUGGUGCGUCUUCAGCACCCUCGCCAGGACGAUGGUCUCGACGACUCCUUCGGUUCGCGUCCACAACAUCUCAGUUCAACUGGCUUUUCUGCUCCGCCGUCUUCUGUCCCUCAGUUGUUGUCUGCUGACGAAGCAGACCCGAGUCGCGCGCAAAGCAGCGGCUCCCACCUUCCUGGGCCUCUCUCGUCUGAAAGUAAAGACGAGCGACGACGACAGGGAACGGAGCAGUAUCGAGCCCAGCGAGCGGAAGGACCCUCCUGGAGAGGAGAAGAGAGAGAGACAGGCGCGUUCAGCGAGACAAGAAGACACGAACAGAGACUGGUAACCCUCCACGAACAGGAGGAACGCUGGGCGGGACAAGGGGAGCGGGAGACGAGUUCUUCCUGGCAAGACGAGGAACCCGCAGUGUCCCUAACGCCGCGUUUCGAGCCCUAUCUGCUGUCUCUCUAUUAUCACUUCCUCCAUCCUCAUUGCCCAGACAUAUCGGCUGAGGACAGUCCCCACCCGGAUGACGCUCCCGCCUUCUCUGCCUCUGCACUUGGGAACUUGGGUGGCCCUGCCUCAAAGCCGCCGCCUCUAGCUUUACCGUCGCCAUGGUCGGAGACAACCUCGCGUCUCGACGAGAACAACACAACUCUGCGGCCCAGAAACACAGACUCGCAACCACUCGUUUAUCACAUUCCUCUUAUGCUUCCAGUGCAAAAGGCCCCCGUCGAGGUCACAGUCCUCGCGCCCCGCACCGGCCGAGUAUCGACGCCUCUGUUUGUCUCUCUGGUCUUCACCAAUUGCUCGGAUAUCCGACUUGACGUGCGUCACUCCGUGUCCCUGGAGUUUGACGGGGCGUACUCCCAGCGCCGGCAGCCUUUUGCAGGCGACCCAAAUAGCUCCUCCCUUUCCUCUGCCUUCUCUUCCUCUCGCUCGGGGCUAUUUGCCGACGACAGCCAUUCUUCGCAUUUCCCCAGUGGUCAACGAAGUGUAGGAAGCGGCUCGAAAGGCGAGCGUGGAGAGAAGAGUGAAGUCCUCACCAAAGCCAACACUAGCGGAUUACCCGACGGAGACAGACGACGAGGGACGACUGGGGUGUCACAAACGGAAGGCCCCGGGGCUUCUCCGCGUCUCGGCGAAUGCCACGACUGGCUCAUGGUUGGCUCCAAGUCUCGCACCACCGUUCUUCCUGCUCGGAGCCAAACACAAGUUCGAUUUCAGUUGAUCCCACUCCGUGCAGGGUCUCUCUUUCUUCCUGUCGUCCGAGUGUAUGUCCGCCCAACCGAAGCGCUACGCUCUUCAGGGAGUCUGGGUGGCCAGGCGAUGAGCCGCCGCUGUUCUCGAAAUUCGCUGCAUACUGAUAAUAUGCCAGGCGACCCGAGCGCAUUACCACAACUCAGACGAAGUGAUACACCUGGAUCUCCCAAGACGAAGCAAGCUAGCGAGAUGUCCUCCUCUGCUUCCUGUCACUUUUCUGGAACUGAAGAAAGCGCCGGCUUCAGGAAGUUCCUAACAAGUGCAGAUGGAGGUGAAAGCUACAACGGUGGCUGGGUCACGAUGCCUGCAGGGGACUCGGUGACGGCAGGCAGAGAAGUGUUGGUACUGCCGAAGGUUCAUUCGAAGCCAGAUUUAAGACUCCUUCCAUAA